Messenger RNA from Topomyia yanbarensis, 2113 nucleotides. RefSeq lists its product as uncharacterized. Lineage: Eukaryota; Metazoa; Arthropoda; Insecta; Diptera; Culicidae. The transcript is spliced from 5 exons. The record is from RefSeq and is a predicted model, not a curated record. Bases 441 to 1349 code for a protein of 302 amino acids.
GCAUAUGGUGUGUUCAAUAUGCCUUUAAACUUACUUACACAUUCACUGAUUUCUCAGAUGAGAUCAUAACUUUUUGCUGCGGAAAAUAUAUCCAAGGUCGCAUUUGAUAUAAACAUAUACACACGGCCAUCAGUCAUCGGAAUCAUCUCGGGUAAUUUGAACUAUAGCUAACGUCUGCAUCUCUUGUACCUGAAAUUGAUCUGUGAAAAUAUCGUAGAAGAUGAGCUGAUGAUGCUCGAAAAGAACUAGUGAAGCAAAUGGUUAAUAAGACAAAUGAUUAAUGGAAAUACUUCCAAGUAGUGAUUCGAAAAUUAUUGCAAAUAUUUAGUAGAAGGAUCGAAGAAUGAUUGAAGAAGUUCGCGGUCAUUAGCAGACUGUGUCGAAAACAGAAGAAAUUUAGUUAUCUAGUUAUCUUUGAAAUAUUGCACACCUUGUUGAUAAUGGCGGUUUUACUAUCCUUCCAUCAACUUAUUGAAAAGGACUCCAGGCGUGUCAAUUAUUGCUGGAAAACAUCGAUCCUCGUAGUACUAUUCAUGGCCAUUUCAUCUAGCUUAGUGAUCACUUUCAGCAUGCAAUCUUUGGAGAAGAGCUUUCAUCAGAACUGUUUUAUGGGUGCCAGUUUAAAUUUCAUAACAGUUCAAAGUUCCAGUUUACUUGAGUUUUUACAGAAAACACACUCAUCUAGAGAGAGACAAAUGUUAUACAAUCUGAUUCGAGCAGCACCAGAAGGAGAAAAAUCAGAUAUUAUAAAUGAAUUCAACAGCACAUGGAGUAAUCAAGAUUUUUGCGAGUAUUUAAAGUUUACUCCAUUAUUUCACGCAAUGGUUAGCGUGAUUUGGUUGGCGCUUUUCAUUAUGCAUGGUCCAGGCGGUGAAGGUAUUGGCAGCAUCAUCACCAAACCGUGGAGGAUCGUGUUUCCCUCAUUGAUAUUUUUCACGAUAUGUGGCAUUUCCGCGUUUGUAUGUGCCACUUUAAGUAGUGAUGCGUUGGCCGAGUUCUGUGAAGAAUUCAGCAAAAUUGAUAAUGAAAGAGAAGUAAGUUGUGCUCGAAUGAUUACGUAUUUCUCUCUACGGCAACACAACGACUUGAUACUACCGGAUAAAAACUACUACCUCAUUGCAUCGUUCCCCUGGAUCUGGGUGGGGAGCUACAUUUGCGGUGUUCUAAUUAUGCUCCUGCGUAUUAUGCUGGUUGUUGACUUUCAGCUAAUACGAAUUGUUGUUUCCAUAGUCGAAACGGGAACCGAAACUGAAAGUGAGGAACAUGUUGUUGAGAUUUUAGAUGAAAGUGACAAAGACUCUCAAACAAUAAUCACCGAGAAAAACAGAUACAGGCAGACAGAAUUUUAGUUGAACGUAAUAAAAAUGAUAUGCAAUUUAUAAUUGUAAUUUAUUAGUGAACAAUCGGACUGUCUCAACAACCAAUUUCUGCAACCUAUGUGCAUUAGCUGCAUACCUAUUUUCUAACCGUUGCUAUUUUCGGUAUGUGCAGUAUGUUGGUCCAGAUUGUUCCUAUAUACACAAACACAACUGUACAUCCAACUUUUAGUUUGUCCAAACCUAUUAUACAUUAUCCUACCAUCGCGUGACUCAUCGUCACUAAAACCACUAAAAUCGUACUAAAUCAACGUGUCUUAUUUCUGGUCUCUUUUUUGUAUUCUAUGUCUGAAGCGGAUAAAUCGACUAUGAGUGAAUAUAGGACAGGAUCCGCCAGCUGGCUUCUUUUUCCAAUCCAAAAACCUCUUAUUUUUACCCCCGUUGAAAAUUUAACAACACUGCACUAUGGUACCAAAGCUGUAUUUAGGAAGACAAAACUAUUUUAGAUAUAUAGUAGCUUCGGCAAACUUUCUCAGAACUAUCUUGCCGAUUUUUUUAUAUUAGUUGAAUUAGGGUGGUUCUUGUGAUUAGGGUGCCCAAGUUUCAACUUUAAAGUUAUUUAAAAUUCAGCUACGUAACAUUCUACAAAUCAAUCAAAUUGAAUCAACUUUUCUGAGGAAACUAUCUUGGUUUAUGUGUUAUGAUUUUUGCAAUAUUUAAAGUAGAGUGGAUCUUGAAAAAUUGGUUUUAUAUUAAUAUCUUUUUAUGUGUUAAUUUCAUGCAAAUACUUUACUCAA